Molecule: messenger RNA, 1740 nt
Organism: Chlorella variabilis
Lineage: Eukaryota; Viridiplantae; Chlorophyta; Trebouxiophyceae; Chlorellales; Chlorellaceae
Exons: 3
Coding region: 1-1740 (579 amino acids)
Source: RefSeq, a predicted model, not a curated record
AUGGAGGAUGUGGAGCAGGCGUUUGCGACCCUGCAGUCGCUGCUGAGGGACAGGCUGCAGGAGCUGGCUGCCAGGGAGGAGGAGGUGGCCGCCGCCAAGCAGGCGCUGCAGGAGCGCGAGGCGGCCGUGGAGCAGCGGGAGCGUGAGGUGGCUCGCAUCAGGUCGGCGGCCGACAAGGAAACCGCGCGGCUGCACCGCCAGUCCACGCUGCUGGCGGGGCGGGAGCGCGAGGUGGCCGAGGUGGCGGAGCAGCUGAGCGCCAAGGAGGCGGCACUGGCGGAGGCGGAGGCCGACGCCGACGCCAGGACCGCGGCGGCGCAGGCCCUGGAGCAGCGCAUCCACGCCCAGAUGAUGGAGGCAGAUGGGCACAACCAGGCGCUGGCGGGGCGGGUGGAGGCGGCGCAGUCGGAGCGCGAGCGCUUUGAGCAGACGCUGCUGUCGGCGCAGCGCCAGGCCGCGGGCGCGCACCCGGGCGCGCACCCGCAGCACCCGCAGCAGCAGGGGCCGCCGCCCAUGAUGGUGCUGCAGCGGCAUCCCUACGUGCUGCCGCAGGCGGGGCCGUACCCGUACGUUCUGGCGCCGGUGGGCCCCGGCCAGCCUGGCCAGUUCCUGCCGCCGCCCAUGGCAGGUCAGGAGGUGGUGCACCUGCAGCCCCACCCCCAGCAGCAGCACCCGCAGCAGCAGGGCCUGGAGCAGCAGCCGCCCAGCCCGGGGCCGAUGAUGAACGGCGGGCCGCCGCCGCAGGGCGGCAUGCAGUGGCAGUAUGCCACGCAGCCCGGCCUGCAGCCGGUGGCGCACUUUGGGCCCGUCACCCAGCCGCAGCAGCAGCAGGCGGGCCCGGGCGCCGCCCCCGGCCCCGGCCAGCAGGCGCCGGUGCCGGCACCGGGCGCCUUCCUGCCGCAGCAGAUCGGCCUACAGGCCCCUCCCCAGCAGCCCGCCUACCAGCACCAGCACCAGCACCAGCACCAGCAGGCCUUCCCCCAGCAGGGCCUGGCGCCCCCGCAGCAGCAGCAGCAGCAGCAGCAGCAGCAGCAGCAUCUGCCCUCGCCAUCUCCCCACGCCUCGCCGCAGGCGCCUCAGGCGCCGUGGCAGCAGCUGGGCGUGGCGGCGGGUGGGUGGCAGCCGCCGCCGCCGCCGCCCCCGCCGCCGCAUCCCGCUGCCCAGCAGCAGCAGGCGCCUGAACAGCAAUAUGAGGAUGGGACUGCAGAGCAGGAGGCGAAUGGGGAGUGGCAGGAGGAGGGGCAGGGGCAGGAGGGCGAGGGCGAGGGCGAGCAUGAGCAGUACCAGCCACCUCAGCACCAGCAGCACUACCAGCAGCACGGCCAGCAGCAGUGGGUGGGCAAGAAGCCGUACAAGAAGCACUUCAAGCAGUACCGCCAGGACUACCAGGGUCAGCAGCAGCACAACCAGGGCGGCCCUCAGGGCCAGCGCCAGCAGUACCAGCAGCGGUACGAGCCCCUCAAGCAGGGCGGCCCCGCGCCGGGCCGCGGCCGCGGCUACUACCACCACCCGCAGGGCGGCAAGCCCGGGCGGGGGCAGUACCAGCAGGGCCCGCGCCGGUACCAGCAGCGCCGCGCCCUGGACGACGACUACUCUGCUUACCCCGACGACUCCGCAGCCGCCACCGCUGAGGCCAGCAGCAACAGUGAGGACGGCGCCCCCGCGGACCUGGCAGUCGCGGUGCAGAUGCUUGCCGACCAGGCGGGCGGCGGCGCCGCCGCCACGGGCGCCCCCGCCUGA